AUGGACGAUCAGUUCGCAGAAGUCCAGCUUCCCGAGUCACGUGUGCUACUCGUCAUCACAGGUGGUACGAUAUGCAUGCGCAAAUCCGCGGACGGUCUCGUCCCUGCAAGAGGAUUCCUGAAAGCUGGGCUUGCUCCGCGACCCGCCUUCAACGACGGCUCCUAUCCGGAACCUUUGGAGAUUGUAACCGAUGAUGAAGGCACUCACAAGGCUGUACAGAGUCUGCGAACACCCGUCAGCACAUAUGGGCGUCGAAUACGGUACUGUGUACUCGAGUUUGAGAAAUUACUCGACAGCAGCUCCAUCGACUCCACCGGCUGGGACCAGAUUGCUAGGACAGUCCAAAGAAACUAUCAACUCUUUGAUGGCUUCGUCAUAUUACACGGGACAGACUCAUUAGCCUACACAUCCGCGGCCUUGAGCUUCAUGUUCCAGAAUUUGGGAAAGCCAGUCAUUCUGACGGGCUCACAAGUCCCAAUGUUUGGAUUGCAAACCGACACUGCCGAGCACAACCUACUCAAUUCUCUCGUCAUCGCGGGACAUUUCAUGAUACCCGAAGUCUGCCUCUUCUUCAAUUUCAAACUCUUCCGAGGAAAUCGUGCUACGAAGAUAUCUGCCGAAGACUUUGAUGCAUUUGGUAGCCCAAAUCAUCCACCGCUUGCAACAGUCUCCGCGACCAAGACGAACGUUUUGUGGCACAGAGUCCACCGUUCAGUAGAUCUCAGCCCUUUUGCGAUUCAAACGAGUUUGAACACGGCACAUGUAGCCUGUCUUCGGGUCUUCCCAGGCAUCACGCCAGCAUUGGUCGACUCGGUCCUGCGGCUGGAGGGACUCAAGGGACUGGUGCUGGAGACCUUUGGAGCCGGUAACACACCGGGCGGAGCUGAUAGUGCAAUGACACGUUGUUUGGCAGACGCCGUGAAGAGGGGAAUCGUCAUCGUCAACGUGACACAAUGCUUGAGCGGCAGCGUCAGCGCACUGUAUGCUCCCGCCACAAUGCUCGGUCGGGCCGGUGUCGUGUUUGGCCAGGACAUGACAUCCGAAGCGGCGCUGACGAAACUCGCCUACCUAUUAGCCUUGCCCGAUGCUACGCCUGAAGAGGUCGCAAAGCAAAUGUCGGUUUCCAUUAGAGGUGAGUUGACGGAGACUACAAGAACCCACUUCGAACACCCUUCACGGAGUGGAUUUCUUACCCCAGAGCUCUCCAGCUUGACAGCACUUGGCUACGCUGUGCAAAAGGGAGAUCUGCAAGCCACCCGGGACAUCAUACGAGGAGAGCGUCGAUGGCUCCUCAAUGAUUGCGACUAUCAAAUGAACAGCCCUGUACAUCUCGCCGCCACCAGUCCGAAUGUGGAGAUUCUGCAGGACUUUUUGGCCCAGGGAGCGUCGGUGCAUCUGAGGAACCGAUUGGGAAAUACCCCGCUUUUCCUGGCUGCAGCGGCGGGCUUGAAAGAUCACGUACGGAUGCUGAUCGAUUCGGGUGCGCAUUUGCAUACAGAGGAAGUGAGGGCGGCAAAGCUGCAAGCUGCGGAGGGCGACGGCAAUGCAGAGAUUUGGAAGAUGGUGAUUGGCUGA
Molecule: messenger RNA, 1575 nt
Organism: Plenodomus lingam JN3
Lineage: Eukaryota; Fungi; Ascomycota; Dothideomycetes; Pleosporales; Leptosphaeriaceae
Molecular function (GO): asparaginase activity; protein binding
Source: RefSeq, a predicted model, not a curated record